Messenger RNA from Hyaloperonospora brassicae, 1893 nucleotides. NCBI's taxonomy places the organism in Eukaryota, Oomycota, Peronosporomycetes, Peronosporales, Peronosporaceae. The record is from the annotation of a GenBank genome assembly.
AUGGGGUCGAGAUCGUUUUUGCUGGAGAAGCUGAGCGCGCCGUACGACAGCAGCGGCGGCGUCGGCAAUGCCAGUGCUGCUGCUGGAGCGCCCGUUCCGAUUGCGGAUGGUACCGGCGACGGGCCGCUGUCGAAGCAGCCGACGCAGCGCAAGAAACAAACGCCUUCGACCAUUGGGUGGCUGUCGGGUCUAUUAGCAGAGGAGAAGUUGCUGCUGACGGUGGGCGUCUCGGGGAUGACCGUUUCGUCGGCCAUGAACCUCGUGUUCCCACGCGUGAUGGGCAAAGCGAUCGACGUGGCGUCGGGCAAACCGGCGCCCGGGGGGCUCAGUCGAAAAGGGUUUGUCGCCGUCGUCCUGGCGACGUUUGUGACAGGGGCAAUGGGCUCGUUCGUGCGCACGUAUGCGCUCGGUAUGGCCUCAGAGCGCAUUGCCGCCAAGCUGAGAAGGCGGCUGUACCGGACGUUGUUGCUGCAGGAGCUGAGCUUUUAUACGCACCGCAAAGUGGGCGAACUCGUGACGCGACUAAGUCGUGAUUGUCAACAGACGGCAAGUGCGGUAGUUGACGUGCUGUCGAACGGCUACCGGUCGUUGAACUCGGCCGUGGGUGCGUCCUGCAUGCUGCUGACGAUCUCGCCCAAGUUGACGCUCGUGUCGUUGACCAUCUUGCCGCUCGUGGGCACGAGCGCGAUGCUGUUUAGUAAAAUCUCGAGUCGAUUGGCUACGAAGCACCAGAACGCUGUCACAGACAUGACGGGCGUGGCUGAAGAGCGCUUGAAUCAUAUUUGUACGGUCAAGUUGUUCUCCGCAGAGCAAGACGAGCUGGACCGCUUCGACACGAUCAAUCAAGGAAUCUUGGCGAAUGCCAAGAGCGCGAAGCAGGCUCGUGGUCUGUUCAUGGGUGGACUAUCACUGUCCAUCAACUGCUCGUUGUUCUCGGUGCUGUACUUUGGCGGAUCGCUUGUGGGGUCAGGGGAACUCACGAUUGGAACGCUCACGUCAUUCGCUCUGUACAGUGGGUUCAUGGGAAUCGGGUUCUCGGGCCUGUCGUCGUGUCUGAGUGAAAUGAAGAAGACGCGAAUGUCGUCCGAGUCGCUCUUCGACUUGCUGUCGCUUCCACCUGCUGCAGAUGGAGACGAGACGUUGGCAAAUGUCAAGGGCUGUGUGAGCUUUAACGACGUGUCGUUCGCCUACCCGUCGCGGCCGAACAUGUUGGUGCUGAACCGACUGACCAUGCAGGUCAACCCGGGUGAGGUAGUUGCUAUCGUGGGUAAGAGCGGAGCUGGUAAGACCACGAUCGCGUCACUCAUGUCGAAGAUCAUCAAACCCACGAGCGGCACAGUGACUCUGGACGGUGUGGACAUUGCGACGUUGAAGACGUCGUGGCUGCGUAAGCAGAUUGGCGUUGUCAAUCAGGAACCGUCGCUUUUUGCGUCGACCAUUGCUGAGAACAUCAUGUACGGUGCCGAAGUGCACGACAAGGAACAGCUCGUCAGUGCUGCCACGAAAGCACACGCGCACGAGUUCAUUAUGGAACUGCCGGAUAAGUAUGACACCUUUGUGGGUGAAAAAGGUGUUGAGCUGUCGGGCGGUCAGAAGCAGCGCAUUGCCAUUGCCCGCGCACUGUACAAGCCGACGAAUAUCCUUUUGCUGGAUGAAGCCACGAGCUCGCUCGAUGGGCGCAGCGAGGACCUGAUCCGCCGCGCGCUUCAGUCCGCGUCGGAGGACCGAGCGGUCUUGGUCAUUGCGCACCGGCUGAACACGAUCCGACAUGCCAGUCGCAUCAUUCUGCUGGAAGAAGGCGUCAUUGCUGAGACCGGCACGUUUGAGGAUUUGUACCAGGAAGGCACCAAGUUCUACGACUUGGCUCACAACAGCCAAGCUCCAAUAGUUUAG